Messenger RNA from Leptosia nina, 4419 nucleotides. The record is from the annotation of a GenBank genome assembly. NCBI's taxonomy places the organism in Eukaryota, Metazoa, Arthropoda, Insecta, Lepidoptera, Pieridae.
AUGGAUCCAGUAGGACCAUGGUCAGCAUAUGCUUCGUACAAUCGGCUAGCUGGUGUUCAGGCUGGUGCUGCAAGUGGAGAUUUUCAUCACCACCUAGCAAGCAGUGGAACAGGCCUAGGCAGCCAAUCGGUGCCAUCAACCACAAGCCAAUUGUUACUUCAAGCAGCUCAUACAACUGCAUCUCUCGCUGGUCAAUUGGGGUCAUCAACUGCAUCACCAUUUAACCCUAGUAGUUUUCUAUCACCACCUGCUGUGAGCUAUGAUGCUGUGUUUUCACCGUUAUUUCACCCUGCAAAUCCAAAACCUGCACACUACAGUUCUUCUUUGCAACAUCGCCAAGUCAUAGCACAGGCUCAAGCUGCAGUAGCUUCUAAACAAUCAUCUGUGGAAACAGAACUAUCAUCCCUGAGAGAGAAUUAUUCUCAUCAGGCUAUUGCUGCCCAAGGAACAUCGUUUUUUGAUCAACCUUCAACCCCCGGAGGUACUGCAGGUUUAAGUUGGCAAGGAAAUAAUCAGUUGCCGAGCCCAUUUGGAAUACUACCUCAUGAAAGUGUUGUGCCCUCAUCACCUAGCCCUGCAACAACAAAAGCAGGAGCUACAUAUGAGAAUUUUAAUGCUCAUUUUGCUGCAGCUCAAAGUUUAAAUAAUCACAUUAAUUCACAAAUUACCAAUGCUGGUAAACCAACAAAUAGGUCUGGCUCUCCAGCAAAUGCAAGUAAACAACCCGUCUCUUCAGCAUCUACAACAUUUUUUCAAUCUCCAUCAAGUUACGGAAAUCAAAGUGACAAUUCAUAUAGUACAAGUGGUUCUAAAAGUGCACUCUCAUCACAACAGGAUUAUGCGGGAAGUAAGUCAUAUUCGAGUUCUGCAAGUUCCACUGCUCAUUCACAGCAAUCUUGUAUAGUGUCAACUCCACCUGUAACCUCAUCCCCGACUCCUACGAGUAAAGAUUUCCGUUCAUCAUCAUCCAAUACUUCCCGUCCAUCUGCUUCUAUUUAUAAUUCCCAAUCUCCAAAAAGUACUUCUAGUGAAAAACUGCGACCUACGAGUAGUAUUAGUGGCUUUGUAUCCCCAUCCAAACCACCUCAGGUUCAGACUAAAGCUCAAAGCAAAGUUUACCCUGAGAUAAACAGUGAACAAAGAAAAAGUUGUGAAUCUAUUGAUAAAUUGCAACCACAGUCUUCCCCAAUAAGCUAUUCUAUCAUGGAUGCCCCCGGUAGAUUAAGUUUCAACAAUUCUAAUGGAAGCUCUAAAUCAAAUAGAAUAGGAAAUGCCCCAUACUCAUCUUCUCAAACUUCUAGUUUUCGGCACUAUCAAAGUGGGAACAAUGUUGAAACAGAUUAUCAUGUGAGAGCUAAAAGCAGUUCUAGUACUGACACUGGCUACUCAAGUAGUAGUUCUCAAAAUGGUCCUGAUUGUAGUAUAGGAGCAGCCAAACGGCAAAGUCCCUUGCAUUCUGCUCCACAGACAUCACCAUUAGGUCAUAGAUCAAGCCCUGCAUAUCCCAUCUACCACAGUCCUAUGAAUUCUAUACAUUCACCUCAACAACAUGUCGCGGAGCACUAUAGUAAAGUUAAUAAUACUGCUCCUAGGUCUCCUUUAGAUGCAUCAAUAUCACGGCCACCAUCACAAAAUAGUCAAGUAGCUUAUCCUUCAGUUAUCACUCGAGCCCUAGGUAUAGAACAAGCUAAGUCUUUUAAUGAAAAUCGCUAUGAACGUAACCAGAACUCUGCACCAAACUGUUGGGAGUCUGAGAGGCAAAGAAAGUAUGCUAGUAGUAGUAAUAAUUCUAGUGGUAACUCUAAUAAUAAUUUUAGUAGUAUAGCGGAAAGUAAUACUCAAAAUGUAAAGUCAUUAUCUCAAUCUCAAAAUUCUAUGGAAAGAACGUUAGGUUUAAAUGAAAAACAUAAUUCCUUUGAUGGUAAUAAUGUUGCAUUACAAGAUUUAUCUAGUUGUCGUGGUGACCCUAUGAGCAUAGUUAAGAAUUUACAAAGCUUACAACAAAGUUGCCAAGUACAAGAAUCAAAAGCAAGUAAAAACCAAACACCAGUAGCAACUCCUGUUCCUGUAGCUAAAGUUACCAGAAGGAAAAGUACAGAAAAGCCUAUUUCCCAUUCAAAUGAACUUUCAAACGCAGCUGUAAUGGCAGACUAUUUAGCAAGUAGAAUACCACCCCCUGCACAUAGUUCCACAAGUAAUCAACAACAAAAUGGAAGUUUUUUUGACUUUGAACGGUGGAACCUUCCACCACCUCCUCCAAAAAUGUUUCCUGGCACAUCUGCUUUUGGUUCUCAAGCACCUCUACAUGCCACAAAUUUUAAUCAACAUCAAGCUCUUGCAAUGCAACAUGGGCAUGCAUUGACAUACUUUCCUACAUUUCACUUAGGUCCUCAUCCAGAUUUCCAAUCCUCUGUGGAGUUAACACCUUUAUCAUCAUUCAGUGAAACUCCACCUUCGGCUUCCUCAUCAUCGUUUUCAACGCCUGAAACUCGUGAAGAGGAACAGCCUAAGGUGGUAGUGCCCAAUAUAGAGGAAGAACUUGGUUUCCUUGCAGAACAACGAGCAAAUUCUGCGUCGUCGGUAGCACCCACUUCACAGCAGCCGAACUUAAACAGUGCUUCCCAAGACACUACUUCGAAAAUUAUGGAAAAAAAAUUCAAUGUCCCAGUCACGGGCCCGGGGUCAGGCUUCAUGGCUUCUUAUUUAAAAUUUUUACAAGGAGAGCGGGAUACGUCUCCACCGCCGGCCGGCCGAGGCGCUAGAAAAUCCACUUGGUCGCGAUCGAAUACGAAUAGUAACACAGUUAAUAAUAAAAUAUACAACCCGAGUGAGGCCCAAAAAAACCAAUGUGACGUAAAUUCAACUCAAAGUGCAAAUGGUGCCAUGGCCUCUUCGAACGUUUUAAACACAGCUAUGAGCCUUAAUCCUGGCAUGAGUCCAGCGCCAAGUAUGAAUACGGCAGGGCUGCUGGGCGCCAAUCAACUUCCAGGGGCGAAUCUUCUGGGUUCACAAGCGAAGGGCGUCGAAAUCGAUGACCCCAGAUAUUACCAUUUGAAUAAAGACAGAAAACGAAAGUACGAUGGCUCCGAAGAGGCCACUUACGAUGCAGAAGAGGAAGCGAGACGGUUAAAUAAGCCCGUGUUGAAUGUGCCCAGUACGCCGUUAAACGAUAAAGCGAAAAAAGGUAGAUCGACCGCGAUUAAUAAGGCUACGCCAUCCGCCGUAGUAGCGCCCCAGCCGGCCCCGCCCAAGAAGCCGCGACCGCCCGCCCCGGCGCCCGUGGCCACUCUGCAGGCUGUGCCGCAGCAACAGUACUAUUACCAACAUCAGCCCGAAGAAGGUGCUCACUCAGGUUUGGGUUAUGGGGUGUACGGAGCAACGGAGAACGAUGCAAACUCAAACAGGAAAUUACACAACAUAAAAUCUCACCAGCAGAUUCCUAACACUGGCCAAAUUGAUAAUACGCGGCCAAUCGAAGAGAUGCCUUAUCAGUCUGGAGAAUUUGUAGCGCUGAAAAGUGAACUGACCGAAAUGUGGCCGACGAUAUGGAGGGUAGAUGGUAAAACUUUAUUACAGAAAUAUGAACCCUUUGAAGACAAUGGAAAAGUAUUAUACAGAAAUAUAUCAACGUAUUCAGUUUGGAAUCCCGAGAACAAGAAACUCUACAUUCAAGUCCAAGUGAAAAUCCGGUCCCAAACGCAUUUGGAAACAAUAGUGGAAUUAAUAAGAAGCGAUUUGCAAGUUGACGAUUGUCACUUUAUAGAGAAGAGAAUGUUAGAGACUCAAAUGUAUCAAGAGAACUUUGAAGUGUAUAUACAAACGUUAAUAUCACAUGCGUUAGAUCCCAAUUUCCUUACAGAGAUAUUCCAAGAACAAGAUGAAUACUUCUUGUCGAACGUGAAGACGGUAGACGAGGUGACGGAAACCAUGCGGUCGCGGGUGUCCAGCGGUGUCUGUGGGGGAAGCGGAGGUGCGCGUUCGUUGGACGCGGCUGUAGGUACGUGGCCAGGGUUGAGCGUCGCUGCUGGCAAUGGUGUGUGCCGCGCUUGCGUCCGCCCAGCCGUCGCUCGGUUACUGCUCUACGGACAGCCGUAUAACCCUGCCACGUUGGAACCCGUUCAGCCGGAUGCCAGGCUCGCUUACGAAAAGGAGUUCUUGGUUUGUGCGGCUUGUUGCGGGCGCGUGCAGCUAUACUCAAAGAUAUCGCAUCAGAAGUACCUCAUGUACGCGGAGUGCAGUAAACGUGUCGCCGAAAAGCGAAUGCAGAACCCCAGUAAAGACACCACUGCGAUACUAAACGAGUUGCUCGCCGAUGAACCGUGGCUGUCCCAGUUAUUCCGCGACGUUCGGCAUUCCUGGGCGGAGGCGGAGUCGUGGGAGAGGAAAAUGAGGCACGCAAUGUCAAGACAAAUGAUUUAA